AUGAUGUAGAAACAGUGGAACAUGUUUUGAUUAAAUGUAGAAAGUAUGAAAGCCAAAGCCAAAUUAAAAACGGAACUAGGUGUUAGUAGGGAAUUAAAAUUUGAUAAGGUGAUCGAUCAGCUGGAUAGUAUUGAGGGGAAAAAGAAGAUUUUUUUGUUUUUUAAAAACACUGGGAUCUUUAAGAGAAUUUGAGGUGUAGACGGUAGGAGUCAAUAGAGGGCAGUAGUGCAACGAAUUGGAUGCAAGCUGCCGUUAAAACCAAAAGAAGAAGAAGAAGAUGAAUGUUUUGAAAUACGUAAAUAUAUUGAGUAUAUAAAAAAAACGUGUCGUAGAGACAUUUAAACUCAAAGCUCGCUGUAACAUGAGCAAAGAUGAUGGCAGGAAGAAAAAGAAAGGUCCAAGACUUGGCAGUGGCUUUUGCUACACAUACAGAGUCGGGCUUGCCGUUGCGUAGAAACCAGACUGAACCGAACUGUAGAGCUUCUCCUGCCAAACUGAAGAGCCAACCAGUUCUGUGUGAAUCUGUUCAAAGUCUCGAGCCGGAGCGAAGCCAUUAUUUCAACAACAACGAGCCUSAGCGSAGACUGGGGCAGGACUUUUUCAAUCAGCCCUGCAUCAGUUUGGCUAAAGCAUUCCUCGGCAAGGUGCUGGUCCGCAGGCGUGCAGAUGGCUCUGAGCUUCGAGGGAGAAUAGUGGAAACUGAGGCAUAUCUCGGAGGGGAGGACAAAGCCUCUCACUCAGCAGGGGGCAAACGCACCGAGAGGAACACGGCCAUGUUCAUGAAGCCCGGCACAAUCUAUGUGUAUCCGAUCUACGGGAUCUACCUCUGCAUGAAUGUGUCCAGUGAAGGGGAGGGUGCUGCCGUGCUGCUGCGCUCUCUGGAGCCCCUGCAGGGCCAGCCUGCGAUGAGGGAGCUGAGAGCGGCUCGACGCAAAGAGGGAGCCCGGCAACUGAAGGACAAAGAGCUCUGCAACGGGCCCUCGAAGCUGUGCCAGGCUCUAAAUAUACYUCGCUGUUUUGACCGGAGAGACUUGGCUUCUGACACUGAGGUGUGGCUMGAGGACGAUCAAAACACAAGUCCCCCGAAACCCCAGGAAAUAGUUUCAGCUCCGCGCGUCGGUAUCGAGUCCCACGGGGAGUGGGCUAAGAAACRGUGGCGCUUUUAUCUGCGGGGGCAUCCCUGUGUUAGUGUGGUGAACAAAGAGGCAGAGAGACGGUCUCUGUCUGGAAAUGAAACGGACGAUGUAGAUCCAUGAAAUGUGCAAAAAAAGAACAAAAUCAACCUGAGGAAAAAAAAAAAAGACUCGAGUGUUUUAAGCUGCUUUUCUAUGUGUUCCCUUUUUUAAACUUGGAAAUAAUAAAGUCUUGUCCAUUUUG
This is a messenger RNA of Poecilia reticulata (guppy), 1377 nucleotides long. It is a transcript of the gene mpg, whose product is annotated as N-methylpurine DNA glycosylase. Gene Ontology annotation, molecular function: DNA binding; alkylbase DNA N-glycosylase activity. The record is from RefSeq and is a predicted model, not a curated record. Gene Ontology annotation, biological process: base-excision repair. Lineage: Eukaryota; Metazoa; Chordata; Actinopteri; Cyprinodontiformes; Poeciliidae.